AUGGACCCCUUUACUCAUCUCGGCGAUUUCGAGAUUGCCCCCAUUAUCGAGCUCCUGGAUCCCAUCGAUAUAAUCCGUCUACAGCGUGUCUCCCGCACCUGGUACCGCCUCCUCACCUCCGAGUACAUUGCCCGCAUCGCGCUCAUCUCGCACUUCCCGCGCACCGCCGAGGCCGUCGAGUUCCGCGAAAGCCUCCCCAACCCGCACAGCGUUGUGCUGCCCUACCGCCGCGCCGCAUACCGCUUCCACACACGCCGACUGGGGCUGCCGACGAGGGUGCAUGAGGUGCUGCUGGACUGCAGCGACGAGGCCUCGAUCGAGUGGGAUGCCGCCGACGGCUAUGCGGCUUGGACUAGCCAUGAGGACCGUGUGCUGAGGGUGCAGAGCCUCGAGGGCGACAAGAGGAUAUUGCUCGCGCUGGAUCCGCUGUGCUUGGAGGGGGGCGCCGUAAAGAUGUCGGAUCUGGUGAGGGCGAGGAUGAAUGUGCAGAUGGGGAAGGGGUUGCUCGUUGUGACGUUGAACUUCUACGAUUCGCCCAUGGACGGCUACGGCUUUGGACGGAGAGCACUAAUACUCGUCUUUGCAAUCCCCAGCGCAAGACUCCUCUGGAAGCUGCCCAUCCUGCUCCCGCAGCGCCUCCUCGGCGAAGUCGACUUUGCCCAAGACCGCCUCACCUACAUCCGCAAGACGCCCAUCGCCCAGAACCGCGCCACCCUGCACUUUGUCGCCCACAACAUCCUCACGGGCGAGACCCUCCUCGAAACCGAGCUCGAGCGCUCCUCCGAGAUCUCAAACGGCGACCAGUUCUUCGUCAUGGUCACCGACCGCCCCUUCAAGCGCCUCAUCAUCCUCCACGAAGACACCGACGCCCUGCCCAGUCUCUGGGGCCCCGUCUUUGUCCGCGUCUUCUCCAUCAACGACGGCCCCCCCGGAAGGCUCCUCGCAAAAUACGACCUCAAGCACUCCCCCUUCCUCGGAAACCGCUUCGGCGACAGGGCAUUCGUCGAGAGCGACCUCUACAUGGACUACCCGCCCAAGGGCGAGGUCUUCUGGAUCGUCGAGAGCUGCUUCGUCUUCAUCGACAAACGGCCCCCGCAGCCGCCCUGCCCAGGACACCCUGCGCCCUGCACCUGCACAUACGAUAGCGACACAGACACCGCCGUCGCCCCGUCAACCGUCUCCUUCUCCGCGUGGAGCGUCCAGCCGAACCCGACCGCGCCGGCUGGCUUCGAAAUGGUACACAGCAUAUACCGCUCCACCAUCGACGAGGGAAAGGACUUUCAGCGCCGCUUCCGCAUCCCCAUCGACGACGCGGCCGUGCCGGCCGUUCCGGCCACUGUUCCGCCGGCGGCGGGAGUAGCGGCGGCGGCGGCGGUGGGGGCGGCGGUGGGGGUCGUGGAGAAGAAGGAGACGUUCCGUGACCGCUGUCAGCGAUUCGAGAUCUUCCUGCCGGAGGAGCAGUGUAGUGCUACGUUCUAUAAUGUGAAGCCGAGCGGGGAUGCGGGCGCGAUGCGGCGCUUCAGGAUUGAUGUGGGCUCGUAUCGCGGCGCGGGGGUGGGGACUGGCGGGGAGAGGGUGAUGGUGCAGAGUGGGCGGAUGGUGGUGAGGGUUGCGGGUGGGGGAGGGCGGGCGUGGAGGUGUGUGGAGGGGGCGUGGUGGAGGUGA
Morchella importuna is the source of this 1665-nucleotide messenger RNA. RefSeq lists its product as uncharacterized. Bases 1 to 1665 code for a protein of 554 amino acids. NCBI's taxonomy places the organism in Eukaryota, Fungi, Ascomycota, Pezizomycetes, Pezizales, Morchellaceae. The record is from RefSeq and is a predicted model, not a curated record. Gene Ontology annotation, molecular function: protein binding. The transcript is spliced from 2 exons.